UUGGAGGGGUUUUUAGGGGUCUGUAAACUGCAGUCCUCCGCCUUCAUCCGUUAACACGGCGAUUCCUUUUCCAAAUGAAGUUGUUACAGACAACUUCCUCGAAUCAAUUCUCAUCUGGCUGAGAUUGGAUUGAUCCUCGCUGGAGCUCGAGUCAUUCGGCAGAAGAUGGCAUAUCGACACGUGUAAGCAGAGGCACGGCGCGCUCCGCGGGAGGAGUGGGAGGCUUUUAUGGCUGCAUCUGCCUCCCCAGAGGCGACGGCUAAAUACAUAAGAUGGAUAUGUUGUUGCAGAGGCAUCAUGGGUGGCAACGCCGCGUGACGCGCGGAGCUGUCUGCGGGGUGAUGAUGGCUCACAGGCUUUAAGCUCCCCGCUGCCUCCGCUUGCCAUUUGGGCCUAAUGGACUCUGAUGGAAAAUGAUUGUUGCAGAGACCCCCACCCCCAACAUACACAUACACAACACAGACACACACACAACUCCACUCAGCCUAAACUUCUUGCGCGUAGAAAACACCGUCUUUGAGCAAAAGGUGGUGGAAUAUUUACAAACUGGAGUGAUCGCUGGGGGGACUGUCACUUAUUUGCGAUAAAAUGCGUGUAUAUUUAAAGUUGGAUUACUUUUAAUGAGUGUUGUAAUGACUUCUCCACGCCUGUGCAUCGUCAGAAUCCCCAGAGGAGAAGCGAGCGGCGCAGAGAGGCCACAGCCCCGCCCGCACAGAGAAAACACACGGAGGGAGGGAAGGAUGGAGAGAGAGGGGGUGUGCUUCCACCAAAUCAGGGUGCAAUUGAGUGAUGCUGCCGCCAUAGGUGCAGGUUACACGAGAGCUCCGGUCAUAAACAGACGUCCAGUUGCUGCGCGUAGAGUCUGCGUGACGCACCGGGGGUGAGGGCGCACAGAGCGCAGAGCCAGCUGAAGCGGGGGGACCAGCAAGUUGGCAUGCUGAGCGAUAUCUGCCAAGGAUGGACCAGCUUGUAUUAUAACAGUUGAACGGGAAAGGAGGGGAGAAAGAAGAAGCGCAAUCUUUUUUACCCCGGAUCUGCCUCCUCAUCCUCGUCCUCUUCACUGUGGGACAAAAUGGACCAAAAGCGGAGAUUCGUCGUGAAAGAAGCGGAGCAAAACAUCCGGUAAAGAAAUAUGACUGCCGACUUUGACGCUGUCUCCUGUCCGCCGCUGAGCACCGAUAUAAUAAAGAGAUUCGGAUGAAUUCUGGAGUGCAAUCAGUUCACAUCAGCCAGGACGGAUUGGAUUCCAGUCGAGCGGCGCAUCCACGGCCCCGGGAGCGCGUAAUGGAGGAAAAGUUUCGGAUCUGGUAGAGGAGACGCGCUCGUGAAUGACGUGUAAAUCUCGCUCCACGUUUGGUGACAGAAGAAGUUUGAAAGUACAUUUCCAAACGUUCAGCAUGACUUGAACACCCCGGGGGGUGUCGAAUCUCUCAUCAGGCCGGUAAACCAUCCAUGUCCCGGUGACUAACUUGUCCAGAGACGCGCGUGCGGACGUUGAUGCUUUCUGCUGCAGCGGCAACGCAGUGAAAGCCCGAUUCCAGUCAGAAAGUGAGCCUUCCUCUUCUUCCCCCCUCGGAUAUCUGAUGAUGUGCCAGCUGGGGCAGAAGUGUGUGAUGGAGGUGGUGCUGCUGACCAUCCUGUCCUGGAUGUCCGUGUGGGCCGAGGAGAAGAUCAUAUUUGACAGACACGCUGUUUACUGGAACAGCUCCAAUCCCAAGUUCUGGCAUGGAGAGUACAGAGUGGCAGUGAACAUCAAUGACUAUCUAGACAUCUACUGUCCUUACUAUGAAGGUCCUCCAUCCCAUGGUCGAAUGGAGCGCUACAUCCUGUUCAUGGUCAACCAUGAGGGCUACACUACCUGCCAGCACAGGAUGCGUGGUUUCAAGCGCUGGGAGUGUAACCGGCCCAGCGGCGCCGACGGGCCUCUGCGUUUCUCGGAGAAGUUCCAGCUCUUCACUCCCUUUUCCUUGGGCUUUGAGUUCAGGCCUGGACAUGAAUACUACUACAUUUCGUCUCCUCACCCAAACCACGUGGGGCGGGCCUGUCUAAAGCUGAAGGUGUAUGUCAGACCUCCAGAUGGUUCGGGAUACGACUCCCCGGAGCCCUUCCUGACUGAUGGAGGAGCCAGCUCCAGGACAGGGUGCUUGGCCUUGGUUGCAGCUUCGGGUCUGGUGUUCCUGGGACUCUAUCUGUGGCUGUGACUCCCCCCACCUGACUAUGUGGAGCUCCAAACCCAGGAUGAAGGCUGGGCUGGCUGUCCCUCUAAAUCCACCACCCCUCAGGGAAGCCCUCUAACCCAUCUUUCCACUUCCACCUGACCACUGACUACACCCACUGCCAGUCCCUUUCAUAGCCCCAACCAUGCACAUCCUCCCCAGGCAUGGCUACAAGGGCUAAGCUGCCCUUCAUCUCCGAUCUCUGAAUUCUGGGUGGAUCAGCACAUCUCAGAGGAGGAAAGGUCUUCAUAUCAGGGGGGGCUUGUUUGAUUUGACUGCAGACUCUGGUCGUCGUUGGCGUGAAACUGUAGCCAUGAUUAAACUUGUCAUCCCCAGUUGCGCCCCUGUCACCAGUGCCGAUGCAUUCAGCAACAGACGUGGAUGCACAAACAUUUUAGGUCAUUUUUGCACCAAUCUCAAAGUUUUGCAACCUCCAAAAGCAAAAAAAAUGAAAUGUUCUUACUGUUAUUGUUCAAGAGAAGAGCCGAUUUCAUUUUGAGAUGACAAGCGUAAUCAUAGCUAAUGAUAGCACCGGGGGGGUGGGCUUGCACUCUGGUCAGAGAUGUAUAUUUUCAGGUGGGGCUUGUUUUUUUUUGUUUUUUUUGUCUUUUUCAUGUUUCUAAACAAAGCAUUUAUCACGGCCUGGCAGCACAGGCUCCUCCAGCACCGUCUGAUGUCGACUGGUUCGGGUGACUUUUGGACCAAGACUUUCUCUUGUAUGAAUGUACCACUGGUCACCCACCUUUAUGUCUUUGUGUAUUAUUGUGACUAUGGUCACUCACAGUACCUUCUCUCGGACUGGCAGGACUGAACAGGUCUGGGACUUGGAGGUGGGGUCUGGGGAGUCAAAGUGAGAAUGGAAACGUGGGAAAAAGGAGGUGACACUCAAGUUGCAUGACCACUGUGAAACCUUAAGAUCAAUGUUGUUUCUAAUGAUGAUAUAUUUUUUCAUGGGGAAAAAAAAAAUUGGGAAGCGCCCUGCUCCCGCUCUCGUUCUCCCUGGGACUUUUUAGGACAUCAAAAAGGAAAACUCCGCCUCUCUCCUCACACAGUUUCCCCUGUCUGACUUUCAGCCGUUGAUGGAUUAGCUCGAGCCGGGAAGAUAAAUGGACCCGCAGGGUGAAACUGACUGGAAAUCGGCCCUUGGAGCCCAAGUCAGAGCACGAUGGGCGUAAACAAUGACUGAAGCUAGUUCCGGGUCUGCGGGUUAAACCAUUAAGGGAAGCGUUAAGACUGUGGCAAAUGAAGCAAGGUGUUUGCUUGUGUGUGGCAGUGCACCGAAACGCACACAUGCAUGCAGGCAGACAUACACACGUACACAAACAAGGGUGUGGGUGGAAGCACUCAUGAACUAUAAGGGGGAAACGGCACAAAGAGAGGGGGAGUUAGAGCAUUUGCAUCAAGGGUCUGGGACUCGACGAGUAAGCACUGUGAACACACACAUCCAGAUACCAACACCUACUGACAUUGUAGAGAAACAAGUGCAGCUCUAGACAUUUACAAAGACAUAGCAUGGACAUACACACAUGUACAAAGACACACAAGAAAACACAAACAAGGGAAAAAGCUUUUUUCCCCGUAUUUCAUCUUAUUUUUGUAGCAUUUAAAAUCACUGUUAAUUACUCCUUUGUGGGAUGCAGUGAUGGGUUAUAGCCUGUGGAGGAUUAAAAAUAAUGUUUUCUCUUCUUCUAUCCACUGAUGCUGUCCUUCUAUUGUUCUUCUUCUUCUCUGGCUUGUGAUCCAUGGUUGGUAGUGGUAGGAGGCCUUCAGGUCUGAGCGUCAUGUAUGAUUUUGUCUUUUUUUUUUUUUUCUGUUCAUGGUGUUUUUGUGGAAGCUGAUUUUAGCCAUUAAAGUCAGUCAACAAGUAAACACAGAAGUCAGAGCAAAGAAGAGAAACACACAAAUAAAGAUUGUCUUUUUGUCUACUCAAAAAAAGAAAAAUGA
This is a messenger RNA of Oryzias latipes (Japanese medaka), 4160 nucleotides long. RefSeq names its product ephrin-A2a (gene efna2a). NCBI's taxonomy places the organism in Eukaryota, Metazoa, Chordata, Actinopteri, Beloniformes, Adrianichthyidae. Gene Ontology annotation, biological process: ephrin receptor signaling pathway; axon guidance; osteoclast differentiation. The record is from RefSeq and is a predicted model, not a curated record. Gene Ontology annotation, molecular function: ephrin receptor binding. Gene Ontology annotation, cellular component: plasma membrane.